AUGCUUUUGGCUGGCUUGGUCUUUCCUCUGAUUAUCGCAUACAAUGGCGAUGUCUGGGGCAUGACUGGCGCAAGCGACCGGCCCUCAGCCGAGGAGGCGAAGAGCAUCGCCUCAGCCGUCAAAGAGAGGAAACGCGUUAACGCGGUGCUGACCAUCGAAGGAAACCGUUACGUGGUUGUGGGCGCCUCCGAUCAGCACAUUACUGGCAAGUACGGAGACGGAUGGUGCUUCCUCAGUUGGGGUAAAGAGGCGAUGGUGCUCAAUUUUGGGAAGGUGCCUGACGUGAGAAAGUGCCUGCACGUCGUGACGACGUAUGGCAAACUACUCAACGAUGAGGGAUACUGA
Symbiodinium sp. CCMP2456 is the source of this 345-nucleotide messenger RNA. The record is from the annotation of a GenBank genome assembly. NCBI's taxonomy places the organism in Eukaryota, Dinophyceae, Suessiales, Symbiodiniaceae.